Plasmodium vivax (malaria parasite P. vivax) is the source of this 2162-nucleotide messenger RNA. RefSeq names its product leucine aminopeptidase, putative. The coding region runs from base 297 to 2162 and encodes 621 amino acids. NCBI's taxonomy places the organism in Eukaryota, Apicomplexa, Aconoidasida, Haemosporida, Plasmodiidae. Gene Ontology annotation, biological process: proteolysis. Gene Ontology annotation, molecular function: manganese ion binding; metalloaminopeptidase activity. The record is from RefSeq and is a predicted model, not a curated record. Gene Ontology annotation, cellular component: cytoplasm. The transcript has a single exon.
AAACACUUGAAAAGGAAAACUCAGCCAAGCAAAACAUCAUUUUACAUUAAAGUACGUUACGCAACAAAGCAACACUUGAAGAACGCGCGAAAACGCCGCACGCGCAGUUUACACCCUGUUCUACGCUCUACCAACCAAAGAGCCAACAUUCUCGCAUGCUCAGCAGAAAAAGGCAUACGCACUUUGCACGCGCGAUUGUAUUCUUAAAGGUACAGGAGCAACUGUAGGGAACUCUCCCCUUCCGCGCUUCAAGCCGCACGACAACAACGCGCGCCUUGGCGAGUCUGCAGCUUUCAAUGCCUCUUUUAAGAUCAUCGCAGCAUAUAAAAAACACGUAUUGGAAUAUCCCCAAAAAGAGCUUCCGAACAGGCGUACCACAAUUUGCAGAGAGCAAGAAAACUCGCAUUUUGCAUUUGCAUCCACUUUGUAAAAGCGCGAGUGGUGUUGAAAGCCCCCCAUUUUUUGAUAGCCAAACGUUUAGCAGCAUUAGCAACAGGAAGGAGUUUCGCAAAAUGGCGACCACAGUGCCGCAGGUAGUGUCCCUGGACCCGACGACCAUCCCCAUAGAUUAUCACACCCCCAUAGAUGACUUGAGCAUAGAGGUGAAAGACAUCAGCGCGGAGGCGUGUCCCGCGGAUGAGGGUUUGAUCGUAUUUCUGCUCAACAGCGCCCCGAAGCAUAGCAGCAGUGGUGGGAGCGGCGGAAACGGCGGCAGCGCUGGCAGCAGUGGAAAUGGCGAAGGCGGCGCGCAGAUAAAGAUAAACUCCAGCGUGAAGGACAACACGAUCAACGAAUUUCUAAAAGAGGGAAAUAUGGAAAACUUUACGGGGAAGUUAGGGACGAGUAAAAGCUUCUACAUCGCCAACGACCAGAAGAAGUACGUCAGCCUUGCGUACGUGGGAUGUGGCCCCGCGAACGAAGAAACGGAGCUAGAAAUUAGGAAAGUGGCCUACGCACUGGUGACCUUGUUGCAUGAUAGCAAGCAUAAGAAGGUUUCCAUUAUAUUCGAGAUAAAAAUAGAAGAGGCCCUUUUUAGGUUUUUCCUGGAGCACUUAUUUUACGAAUACGUGACGGAUGAGAGAUUCAAAUCCGCCGACAAAAGUACGGAAACAGAUUUUAUUAAAAAUUUAUCUUUGCACAUUGCCAAUGCGGAUGCGUACAAGGGGCAGAUAGACAAGGCGCGCGUGUAUUUUUACGGCACCUACUACGCAGCGCAGCUGAUAGCAGCUCCAUCGAACUAUUGCAACCCAGUUUCGCUAUCCAACGCAGCUGUGGAGUUAGCCCAGAAGGUAAAUCUGGAGUGUAAAAUUUUAGAUGUGAAAGAAUUGGAGGAACUUAAAAUGGGCGCAUAUUUAUCAGUCGGAAAGGGAAGUAUGUACCCAAAUAAAUUCAUCCACUUGACGUAUAAAGGGGCCCAAACAGGAGCUAGCCAAAAUGAAAAAAAAAAAAUUGCACUGAUAGGAAAAGGAAUAACCUUCGAUUCGGGAGGAUAUAAUUUGAAAGCUGCUCCAGGAUCUAUGAUAGAUUUGAUGAAAUUUGAUAUGAGUGGCUGUGCGGCUGUCUUAGGAUGCGCCUACUGUAUUGGUACCAUCAAGCCAGACAAUGUAGAGGUGCACUUCCUAAGUGCAGUUUGCGAAAAUAUGGUUUCCAAAAAUUCCUAUCGCCCUGGUGAUAUCAUCACAGCUUCCAAUGGAAAAACGAUAGAAGUUGGCAACACGGAUGCUGAGGGAAGGCUAACCUUAGCUGAUGCGUUAGUGUAUGCGGAAAAGCUGGGGGUAGAUUACAUAGUCGAUAUUGCCACCUUAACAGGAGCUAUGCUGUACUCCUUAGGCACCAGUUAUGCUGGCGUUUUUGGAAACAACGAUCAGUUAAUAAAUAAAAUAUUAAGCUCUUCUAAAACGUCCAAUGAACCCGUCUGGUGGUUACCCAUCAUUAAUGAAUACAGGUCCUCCCUAAAUUCCAAGUACGCUGAUUUGAAUAACAUCUCCUCCAGCGUGAAGGCGUCCUCCGUGGUGGCUUCCCUUUUUCUGAAGGAGUUCAUCGAGAAUACGCCCUGGGCCCACAUCGAUAUUGCGGGCGUGUCUUGGAACUUCAAGGCGAGGAAGCCCAAGGGCUUCGGCGUCCGCCUGCUGACCGAGUUCGUCCUCAACGAUGCCGUGUGA